CACAAAGCAGUUGUUGAGCUCCUUCUGGAUGCAGGUGCGAACCCAAACAACCCUACUGACGGAGGGUUUUGGUCGCCUCUGCAUACUGCGUCGAGCCUUGGCCAUGUCGCUGUCGUCCAGUUGCUCAUCGCCCGAGGAGCGAACGUUUCCAUUACUUUGGACGAUGGUCGGACGCCCCUCCACCUCGCAGCGGAAUGCGGCCACAGUACCAUUGCGCGCCUUCUUAUCGGCGGCGGCGCCGACGUGGGAGCUCAAACUCGCUGGCGCUGGACUCCCCUUCACUACGCCGCG
Messenger RNA from Schizophyllum commune H4-8, 291 nucleotides. Its product is annotated as ankyrin. The transcript has a single exon. The record is from RefSeq and is a predicted model, not a curated record. Gene Ontology annotation, molecular function: protein binding. The annotation marks the transcript as partial. Gene Ontology annotation, cellular component: cytoplasm; nucleus. NCBI's taxonomy places the organism in Eukaryota, Fungi, Basidiomycota, Agaricomycetes, Agaricales, Schizophyllaceae.